Molecule: messenger RNA, 552 nt
Organism: Penicillium coprophilum
Lineage: Eukaryota; Fungi; Ascomycota; Eurotiomycetes; Eurotiales; Aspergillaceae
Exons: 1
Coding region: 1-552 (183 amino acids)
Source: RefSeq, a predicted model, not a curated record
AUGUGCCACCAAAAGCCAGUGGUCCCUCCUAUGGGCAACCUUAGCGUUUUCCCACCAGAGAUUAUCUUCAAGAUCCUAGAUGCGCUCUUGGAAAGCUCGCCCAGAUUGACACACGAGAACUUUCAUUCUAUCAACCAGCUGAUGAAGACUAACAAAACACUAGAAGAAUUUAUCAAAGUCGGAUGGAUGGGUAGUAAUUCACCAAACAGCCUCAAGCAGCGCGUGAAUACCGUCCAAUGGUACCCGAAUGUCGAUGUUGCGAAAGCGGCUCUGGCCCUUCAAGGCGUAGACCUCAGCCACGUCAUGCCUAUUGGAGGCCCCCCCAGCCUAGGUCCCGAUCUCAUCACCGGUAUCAUUCUCGACGACUGCACUGAUUGCUUCGACUGGUUCACAGAGAUGGUGCCUGAAGCUGAUCUCAAAUGUUGCAACGAGGGUGCUUGGCCAUUCCAUACUCUGGCAGAGUACGCGAAAGCUGGUAAGCUACUUGAUCGUUUCUCGCGUCUCCCAGGAUUACCGGUAGACUUUUUCGACUACCGGCACACUUUUAGCUAA